This is a messenger RNA of Trichomonas vaginalis G3, 261 nucleotides long. RefSeq lists its product as uncharacterized. Bases 1 to 261 code for a protein of 86 amino acids. The transcript has a single exon. The record is from RefSeq and is a predicted model, not a curated record. NCBI's taxonomy places the organism in Eukaryota, Parabasalia, Trichomonadida, Trichomonadidae.
AUGUUCGUGUCUCGUGCCAUAGUCGACGAAAAUACAGACAAACAGGUUAUAUACGAGUUUGAGACCAAGAAUGGUGUAACUCGACCUGUCCGAUUCAAAGACUCCGAGGGCGACCAUGAAAUUAAACGGAAAUUAGCUAGGAAGGAAUAUAAAAUGGACUGGUUGCCACCACCUCCACCUCCACCACCUUUACCUGUUCCUCAAGUAAAUAAGCCUUUCACGUUCCCAAAAAUUCCCACAUUUAAAUUCAAAUUCGAAUAA